Molecule: messenger RNA, 2286 nt
Organism: Amoebophrya sp. A120
Lineage: Eukaryota; Dinophyceae; Syndiniales; Amoebophryaceae
Source: the annotation of a GenBank genome assembly
UUUCGAGGGAGGACGAGUACCCAAGUAAUAUGCUACAUUCGUCUGGCAGCCAACCAGCACCUACGAGGGAAAGUAAGUAAGUAGUCACUCUUCUUCUGUUGAAAAAUCGUCGUCCCCGAAAUUAUAUUAAAAAUGACCGGCCGGAAUACAGCGAGCCUGUGCAGCUUUCUCGUUCUCGUUCCGGGCCUUCUCCAGGACGUGCGCGCGGAGUCUUCCAGCACGUUACUGGGGCGGUUUUUCGGCAUGGAGAGCAAGCGAACCGCCCGGGACGUUUCGGCCUGUCCGGGCGAGGGCGGCAGGUACGGGGACUACAAGUGUAAUCACGACUCUACCCAUCGAGUGUGCGCAAAGCUCGUGGAGGGAACAGUAUAAUAUUCUGAGUUGUAAAUUGUUCUUGUUGAUCUUGAUCAAGAUGAAAUUGAAAAAGCAAAAGGUUUCUCACAAAACCUUGGGCUUGGCCAGAUUCAUUCGUGGUAAUGAUUGUACAGCGUUUAUUAUUAUUACUUCGUUCCUUAUGCUGCAACAGUGUGGGCUUCCUUAGUCCUUAUCGUAAUCGUUUUCUACCUUUUUGACUUUCUCUUAUGAGAUCCUCUUUUGUUUAUCAGGGAGGCAGCUGCGCCGCCAAGAACUGGGGGAGCUCGGAUUUCUGGAGUAUCACUGGGCAGCCGUCCUGGGCCGAAGACAUCUGCGGCAAUACCGCGAACCCGGGGGACUCCUGGUGCAUCUGCAUGUGGGCCUACGCGACGCUGAUUGGGGAAGUAUUUUUUCAUUUAGAAGUUCAGUUCCUUCGUCGAGAUUAUCAGAGAUGAAUCGCUAUAUAUUUUCUUUUUGUGGAUGUGGAUUGGAUUUGUCACUUCACUUCACUUGCUUCGUCUAUUUUGCAAAUGCAGCUCCGUCAUUUAAUAUAUAUGGAAAGUGGGCAGUGAGACUACUUAGAAAUGAUAAAAGCAAUGAAACCCACAUCGCAAAAAUGAAAACGAAGGUUGGGUGUGACAACGCGCCGGUGACCUGUGCCGGGACGGACGUCUCCUACGUGCUCCAGCAGUACAAUGACAACGGCGUGGACCUCGCGGCGGCGCACGACUGCUUGAAGUCAAAAUGCGGCAACUCCACCUCUUCCUCCUCGUUGCUGACCUCCAGUCGCAAGCUUUUGCGGGCGGUGAACGACACGACCGCAGCGGCACCAGCUGCGCACGCCGCGACCCCCAGCACAUCCGCGUCGGGCCGUGCGGCGGCCGGGCAUGCGAGGAGCGCGGUGGACUUCGUCGCUUCUACAGACGAGGGGACGAUUUCCAACGCGGUGAAACACGCCGACUCCGAUCCCGUCGCAGUUGCUGCGUAGAGCGGUGGCCUGUGCACGAGGACCAACUGGCUCCUGAUCGCGUCGUCGCGUGAGACGAUGCACGUGAGUAAUGGAGAAUUUGAAUUUGCGACAGGCGCGCGCCACGCUUCUAUUUCUGUUGAUAGUUGUUGCGAAAAAAUAAAAAUUUCGCUCGCAAUGUGAGUGAGUAGAAGUUCGAUAUUCUCAGUACAAAACUUCUGACCUGAUGAUAGAUUUACAAUUUAUGAUUUGAAGAUGAACCCAAAGCGUCUCUGGACGCCGUUGUAGUCGACACGGAUGAGUCUUCUCUAUACUGAUUGAAAAGUUAUUAUUGCCCGCUAAUUGGGUAGUAAUAGUAUUUCGUACGGCCGAAAGGUACCUUUAUUUGCAGAAUCCUGAAGCAAUUUGUUACAAUUUCUAUUUCGCGCGUCCGUUGUCCACGGAUAGUAUCUGAAUCGUGAAAGUAAACAUCAAUCUUUGACCAUACGAGAAGAACCACUUGGUGCUGCCGCUCGAUGGAAAAGCGUCGGGUACAGGCAGCACUGGCAAAGAUUUGAAUUGUGAAGAACAAAAAGAACGACCCGAGCAGCUUUACGACGCUGAUACGGGCGCACUUAACUUUUGUAAUUACCUAUGAUGAUGAUGUAGUUUUUAGGUUCACCACCCCGUCGACCUUCCCCGCCCUGCAAUCAGAAUCGGUCUACUUGAUCGCGAUAAGCAUUAAAAGCUGUAAUUUCGGGUGAUGGAAAUACAAUUUGUAUGCGAUGUGAGUUACUAUACCUUCUCCGUCAACUACAUCCAAAGUGAAGAACCCAAUCUGGCGAUUGAUGCUAAUGUACUCAUUUGGAAACUUUCUCAAAUAAAUCAGCGUUCUUGAAGAUAUGUCAAUUGACCAGAUCAUUAUGUAAGAAUUCGUCAAGAUGUAGAUGUAACUAAAGUAUAUAUAAUGUUUGUGAAGUCUGUGC